Molecule: messenger RNA, 1558 nt
Organism: Boleophthalmus pectinirostris (great blue-spotted mudskipper)
Lineage: Eukaryota; Metazoa; Chordata; Actinopteri; Gobiiformes; Gobiidae
Product: leukocyte surface antigen CD53-like
Exons: 9
Coding region: 103-849 (248 amino acids)
Cellular component (GO): membrane
Source: RefSeq, a predicted model, not a curated record
GUUACAGUCCCUGCCUUUUAUCAGAGCAGCCACUGCAUCCUCUCACACAGAGUUAGUGAAGGUGAAACCACUUCAUCUCCAAGAACAAGGACUAACCUCAAAAUGGGCAAAAUUAAUGGAUGUCUCAAAUGCCUUUUUAUCUUCUUCAAUGUUUUAUUUGCCAUCAUCGGAUGUCUGCUGAUUUUUGGAGCUGUCAAGGCCAGUGCUAUCAAUGGCCAGUAUUCCUCCUUGGGAACUCCAGGGGUGGGAUGGGGAUGGGUCUUUGCCAUUGGAGUCCUCGGUAUCUCCUGCCUGGGUAUCUAUGCUGGAUGCUCAGAGAAACAGCUGGCGCUUAAAAUUUUUGCAGGCUUCAUGGUGGCUGGAAUGAUUGUUAUGCUGAUUUUUGGCAUCUAUGUUGCUGUCACAAGAAACAAGCUCAAGGAUGCACUUACAAAUGUUACAUCUGAAGCUUCUCAGACCUACAUGGAGAAUGAUGACUUCAAAAUCAUGCUGGAUGCUCUCCAAUCCACUGUUAAGUGCUGUGGGCUGAGCAGAGCUGAAGACUGGGGCUCCGAGAUCCCAAACUCCUGUUCCUGCUCUUCGUCCGGGAGUUAUGGAGGAUUUGAAGGAUAUGGAAACAGAGGUUGUAAAUCCAGACCACAGGGCACCUCUGGCCCAGAUCAGAUUUAUGCUACGUCCUGUGGAGAAUACCUCUUUGACUUGAUUGACCUUUUUCUGAAGGUUUCAAUGGGCUUCUGCUUUGGUUUUGCAGUCACAGCAUUGUUGGGGCUUUUAGUGACACUGCUGAUGCUGCACCAGAUCAAACGUCAUGACGGCGAAGGACCUGCCGUGUCUAUGAAGAACUAUUGAAGUCCCCCUCUCCAACCUCUGACCCUGCAUCUGUGAAGCUCAACAGUGACAGCAAAAGCUUGAUUGGCAUGGCCUUAAAACUCAUCCCAAAAAACUAUAACAAUAUGCAUUUUUGACACUCAGAUUUACUUCAAAUUCACUCUCCCGCUGUGGUGUUAAGCGGCUUCUGUAACUACUGCUGCCCCUGUCUAAUAGAGAUUAUCCGGAUUGUGAAGCCUGAAAUACAUACUUACAUAUAACACAGUAUAUCUUUUUCAAAGUAUACAUUGAGCUAAAUUAAAUGUUAAAUGUUACUUUCAAGAAUGUAUGAAAUCUGAUUGUUCUGAGAUUUUAAAUUAGAGUUAAUGGGGAAAGGAAAUAGGAAAUGUAUAUUUGUCAGUCAGUGUUGAAUUUUAUUGUGUUUGGGAUCAGCAGUGUGGUCUUCUCCACAUUUUAUAACCAAAAGUUUGUUUUUAUAUUAAUAUUAUGAGUAUCCUUUUAUAUGUUUGUUUUAUGACAUGUUUUUGUUUUGUACACCCUGUUAUUAUUGUAAGAAUAGCACUUGUUGGGUUAGUUUUGUAGCUAUAUUAUAUCCUGGUAUCUCAGUGAUUACUACAGUGAUCUGUACAGAGGAAUGAAGGAAUGAAAAUAUCCUUAUGAUACUUCUGUUUCAAUUUCCAAGCUGGGCCAAUAAUAUUAAAAAUGUUUAAUAAAAAAUAAACAAAUUAAA